UUUUUCUGCCAAGGUGCUCAGAUCUGCUAAUUAGAGAUGGACUUUUAUCGAUAACUCGGAAUGUAAUCAAAGCAUUUCGGAGAACGCCAAAUUUUUAUUUAAAUUCGUUUUUCUUAAACUAAAAACAGUGCAUUGAUUGAUUUAAUAAUGUAAAUCCGCGUGUGAAUCGAUAAAGGACAUUCGGAAAUAAAAUUAAACCCGAAAUGCUUUGAGAAACAUCCUUAAAACCCAAAAAUUACACUCUAACGGUAAAUGGUCCUUGUCCAAAAGGACGCCAUUCUCGGUGAGGCUCCUGGAGGCGUCUUUGAGGCACCUGUGGACAUCCUGGCCCAUAAACAUGUCGCAGAGUAGUUGCCGUAUUUGCUCGAGUCCGGAGACUAACUUUGAUCUGUUUUCUCCAAAAAAUGGACAUCUUUUGCGACAAAUUCGCUCCAUAACCGGAGUGGAGAAUUAUGUCCAACAGUUGAUCCAGAACCAGGACUGGCCAGGCUGGAUGUGCCAGGCAUGCAUGGGGGACUUGGAAGGAGCCAUAAGAUUCCGUCGUCGUUGCAUUCUUUCCGAAAAGCAACACCUGGAGAGGCAAACAUCCAGUUCCCUGGAGCCAGAGCCUCCAGAAGCCAUACAAGAGGAUGUCCUCCAGCCAGAAGACAAUGCCCUGCAUGAGAUGAAGCCCCCCUUUGCAUGCCGCCACUGCCCGAAGAGCUUCUUCACCCAAAAAGAACUCUCUGCCCAUCGCAUCGUACACCGGGAUCCGGGCAACAAAGACACUAUGAUUGACCUGACUUGUGGCACUUGCGGCAAGGUCUUUCAACGCCGGCACGCCCUGGAGUAUCACAUGAGCGUCCACACUGGUGCUAGGAACUUUCCCUGCCCCCACUGCCCGGCGCGCUUUUCCCAGCGCUGCAAUCGCGAAACUCAUGUCCGGAACACUCACCUCAAGCUGCGUCAGUUCGCCUGUCCGGAGGGUGGAUGCGGACGGAGAUUUGCCCGGCGUCGAGAGCGCGACCAGCACGUGAAGUCGAUCCAUCAACGAGAACGGGAUCUGAUCUGUGAGGUGUGCCAGACGGCCUUCAGUCAUCCUGUCAACUACAAGAAGCACCUGCUGACGCAUGCCUCGGUGAAGUCGUUUGGCUGCCACAUAUGUGGCAAGUCGUUUAGUGCUCCAGAGAACCGGGACGUCCACUUGUUCGUGCACAGUGUCUGCAAGGCGUACGAGUGCUCGGUUUGCGGGGCGGGCUAUAUGCGGAGGCAGCAACUGAUCCGGCACAGUGCCGCCAGUGGGCACAAGAAUGAGAAUAUAAGGCGACAGAAGCCGCAGUUUAGUGCCGUCUUUACCCAAAGACCAAUCCAAGCUAUUAAGUCUGUGGAAGUGGAGCUGCCACUCGUAGAGGAGCUUGGUUCUCCAGAUCUUCAGUUCUUUAAAGAGUUGGAAGAGUUUCGAGUGGAAGAGAGCACUCCCAGUUGAUACUUUCAACAGGUAUGGAAGUAAUUAAGGGGUUAACACCAUUAACUAUUAAUUACUAAACAAAAAAAUGAAAAGAUAAUCGCAAGGCAGCUGUCUUGCUUCUUUUCGUGAAAAACGAGGGCAAUAUUAUAAUUUUAAAUACAAUUUAUUAGCUUUUUUAAGCUCUAAAAUGGAUAAUUUAGUUUAAGAAAUAUUUUUGAAAAGUUUUUAAAACAAAAAAAUAGGGGUAUAAUAUUAAUCAAGCUUUAAAUGAAUAAAAAAAAUAACAAAAAUAUUACCACAUGCUAAGCAUGAAAAUAAAAAACAUAAAAAAGCCAAGCAACUGACGAAUAAAAAGUGAAUGUCGCCGUUGCACUUAAAAAAAAAAAAGUAAAAAUAAAUAAAAAUUUUAAAUGAAAAGUA
Drosophila ananassae is the source of this 1867-nucleotide messenger RNA. Its product is annotated as gastrula zinc finger protein XlCGF8.2DB. The transcript has 2 exons. Gene Ontology annotation, cellular component: chromosome; nucleus. The record is from RefSeq and is a predicted model, not a curated record. Gene Ontology annotation, biological process: regulation of transcription by RNA polymerase II. Gene Ontology annotation, molecular function: RNA polymerase II transcription regulatory region sequence-specific DNA binding; zinc ion binding; chromatin insulator sequence binding. The coding region runs from base 338 to 1465 and encodes 375 amino acids. NCBI's taxonomy places the organism in Eukaryota, Metazoa, Arthropoda, Insecta, Diptera, Drosophilidae.